This is a messenger RNA of Dimorphilus gyrociliatus, 508 nucleotides long. NCBI's taxonomy places the organism in Eukaryota, Metazoa, Annelida, Polychaeta, Dinophilidae. The record is from the annotation of a GenBank genome assembly.
AAUGGUCUUAUUUAAAAAUGGCACCCAUACAUUUUCCAAAGUAGAAGAUGCUGAGUUGAUGGGAGAGGAUGUAGACUGCUCAGCUGACUGUACAAAAGUUCCCGUUAGUGAUAAUUUCUUGAAAUUGGAAACUAUAGAAUAUAAUUUAAUACUUGAAUUUGUAGAAGGUUUCUACAGACUGAGGAAUGCCAGCCCUGAAAGAACGGCAGAGAAGAGAGGAAUUUUAGAAACUUAUAAAUAUGUUUCUCACUGGAAUCCCGUUUCUAGUAGGAACUUUAGAAAGCUUGAAGUUGCUUGCCACCAUUUUGGAUAUAAGAAUGGAGAGAUUGUGACAUCAUACGACAGACGACCCACAGUUGCUUUAGUUGCAACCGUUUUAGUUUGUCCUUACUUAGUAAAUUCUUUGGAUUUGUGUCGAAAUAUUGAAACUUCUCGACCGACCUUAUUGAAAGAGGAGUUUUAUGAAGUAGAAAUUCAUUGCACAAUGGAAAAUACCACAGGUAAAUAG